Messenger RNA from Rhododendron vialii, 1210 nucleotides. RefSeq lists its product as uncharacterized. Lineage: Eukaryota; Viridiplantae; Streptophyta; Magnoliopsida; Ericales; Ericaceae. The record is from RefSeq and is a predicted model, not a curated record. Bases 236 to 1039 code for a protein of 267 amino acids. Gene Ontology annotation, cellular component: cytosol. The transcript is spliced from 9 exons.
AAAGAAUAGGGAAAAGGACAACUUGCAGUGCUAACCAAAAAAAAAAUAAAAAUUACGUAUUUCUUUUUUGAUCUGUUGAAGUGAUUAUGAUUCUAUGAAACGCUGGGAUGCACAAAGCAGAUUCUUUGUUGACCUGUUUGAAGUUAUUAAUCCUGCUCGAAGUCAUCAAACAAAGAGCUCAUAGGUACGCCUCACUCCUUCAACCACUCAGUACAGCAUUAAAAGAACCCUGGAGAUGUCUCAGCCUAAUUCUACCCAAAACCCAGUUAUGCAGCAACAGAAAAUCAUUAUACCAAACACCAAUGGAGAAAAGCUUGUUGGUAUACUACAUGAAACUGGAUCUGUGGAGAUUGUGAUCGUGUGCCAUGGUUUCCGAUCCACAAAGGAAGACAACACUAUGGUGAACCUUGCUGUUGCUUUAGAGACAGAAGGAAUCACUGCCUUCCGCUUCGAUUUUUCUGGAAAUGGGGAAAGUGAAGGUUACUUUCACUUCGGUAACUACCGGAGCGAAGCUGAGGACUUAUGUGCUGUAAUCCAACACUUUAGUGGUGCAAGUCGUAUAACGAGUGCAAUUGUUGGCCAUAGUAAAGGAGGAGAUGUGGUGCUCUUGUAUGCGUCAAAGUAUCAUGAUAUCCCCACAGUUGUUAAUGUUUCCGGUCGUCAUAAUUUGGAGAGAGGAAUUGAAGAACGCGUGGGUAAAGACUUCUUUGAUAUAAUCAAGAAGGAUGGAUACUUUGAUGUUAAAAAUAGAAAAGGAGAAGUUUCUUUCCGAGUGACUGAGGAAAGUUUGAUGGAUCGCCUAAAUACUAACAUGCACGAAGCAUGCCUUCAGAUCGACAAAAACUGCAGGGUAUUGACUGUCCAUGGAUCUGCUGAUGAAGUCAUUCCAGUCAAAGAUGCAUCGGAGUUUGCCAAGAUCAUACCUAACCACAAAUUACAUAUAGUAGAAGGAGCAAAUCAUAAUUACACUCUACACCAAACUGAACUAGCUUCAGUUGUUUUGGCCUUCAUAAAAGAAGGCCUUCACAAAGGUGCUUAGAUGUAUAAUCAAGUCCGAAAUCCCCUCGUUAAUCCUCCUUAUUAUGGCUUCUGAGGAAGCAUUUUGGAGUAAGAGCGUGGAGUAAUUACCUGUUUUACAGCUAAAAACAUUCAUUGUAAGAUUGCCCCAUUGUCUUGAAUAAUAGUUAGUCACAGUGCUUUUAAUCGGCCA